CUCGUUCCCUUCCUUGAAGGCGGUGCCUACUAGCUGCCGGUGGAGAGGGUUGUUGUUAUUGUUUGUUGUUGUUUUUGUCUGUAGCAAAGUACUUCAAAAGUACAAAAACUACCCCUGUAAAAUGGGAACCCGCGAUGAUGAAUACGACUACUUGUUCAAAGUUGUUCUAAUCGGAGACUCCGGAGUGGGGAAGAGUAACCUGCUGUCUCGUUUCACAAGAAAUGAGUUCAACCUGGAGAGCAAGAGCACCAUCGGGGUGGAGUUUGCCACCCGCAGCAUCCAGGUGGACGGCAAGACGAUAAAGGCUCAAAUUUGGGACACAGCUGGACAGGAGCGCUACAGAGCAAUCACCUCAGCGUAUUACCGGGGUGCAGUCGGGGCCCUCCUGGUUUACGACAUUGCCAAGCACCUGACGUACGAGAACGUUGAGCGCUGGCUGAAGGAGCUGAGGGACCACGCUGACAACAACAUCGUCAUCAUGCUGGUUGGAAACAAGAGCGACCUCCGCCACCUCAGGGCAGUGCCCACUGAUGAGGCUCGAGCCUUUGCAGAAAAGAACACUCUCUCAUUUAUUGAAACCUCAGCCUUGGACUCGACUAAUGUAGAAGAAGCCUUUAAGAACAUUUUAACAGAAAUCUACCGUAUUGUAUCUCAGAAGCAAAUAUCGGACAGAUCUGCACAUGAUGAUUCUCCAGGCAACAAUGUAGUGGACAUAAGCGUCCCCCCAACCAUGGAUGGGCAGCGGGGCAACAAGGUCCCCUGCUGUCAAAGCCUGUGAUACUUGUAUUUUUACCUUCCUGUUUGACUUACUGUCAGUCCUUCCUCUCUUCUUCUCUGCUUUACUUCAGCUGUCAUGCUGCUGUCAACAUGAUACCCUCAUUGGUUCAGAUGUCCCUGAUCCAAGACUCUUGUAGCUGACAUUCCUUUUUUGCUGGUUUCUUCUUUGAUUUUCCUUGUUUAUUUGUCUUCCUCUGAUUUCAGAAGAGCUUGUGUCUGUAUUACUUUAUGGCCUCAUAGUAGCCUUGAGAGGGAGGAAGUGUUUGCUAUUAUGAGACUGAUCUCAAAGCUGUAGUAAACAACACUUUCUUUUUAAUUAACUGGCCUUUAUGGUCCUAUUGACCCACUCCUGUCAAAGGAACGGUGAGGGAUCCGUGGGCCUGUUUCAGUGCUCCAAAUGUUUUCUACUUGCCCCUUUUUCUCAGCAUGCAAUAUGGGUGUAGAAGAGGGAAUGAGAAGAAGGUAAUGUAUCAGUAGUUUGGAGUAUUGAUGCAUACUCUGGAGUUUCUGGUUGCCUCUCUUAUUUUGAUUUUCCUCUCUGAGCCCCGUGCCCACUGUGGCAUUAAAUUAGCAUGAGCCAGGGACCAGACUGGCUGUGACUGUCUGACUGUCUUAAUAUGGGCAAGUGUGAAACAAAUGAAGUGUUUUUAUUUUUGUCUGCAUGUAUGAGUGUGUGUGUGUGUGUGUGUGUGUGUGUGUGUGUGUGUGUGUGUGUGUGUGUGUGUGUGUGUGUGUGUGUGUGUGUGUGUGUGUGUGUGUGUGUGUGUGUGUGUGUGUGUGUGUGUGUGUGUGUGUUAGUGCACAAAGAUACCAAAGGUGACAGAUGCAAUCGAUAUUAGUGUGAGGUUUCCUAAUUGAAGCGUGUUCAAGGCUGCUAAGAUAUCAGAUCAUUUGGCAAACCAGAUGAUUUGGGGAAAAAUGUGUAAUGCUAUAUAGCAAAAGUAUUGUUAUAAAUUGUGAUGAGUGAUUUAUUGUGAAAUGAUAGUAUCAGCCUGGAACACGCCUAGUGUCUACUUCCUUGCUUGAGUUGACUCAGGUCAAACUCUCUUUCAUCAGGCUGUCUUAAAAGGAAACUCUUUCAUGCACUUAUGUCCAAAAAUUUCAGUGGGAAAAAUAAUCACCAUAUAUUUUUAAACACACACAACAUCUUUAUUAAACAACAUAUUCCUGUUGCUUGUUAGGGAAACAGUGUUGGCUGCAAAGAACAAAAUUCACUAUAUGUUGUGCGUUUUUUGUUUUUAAAGCAGUUUCCUGUCAUGUACCUAAGCAGCUGUCAUUUGAAUGUGGUAUCUGCUAAAGGGGAAUGGAUAAAGAUGUGUGUAAUCUGAGAACAUUUUCAGUUUGAAGACACUUUCACUCAAGCCAGAAAGUUGUUAACUGUGAAAAUGGAACUGAAAAUCAGAAAUGCAAAUUGCUGAUAUGGUUGACUGGAAUGCUAAUUCUAACCCACCUGGCAGAAAUGCUUUCACAUGUGACUGAUUCGGUACAUUAAGUCUCUUGUGAUAUUUAACAAUAUUUGUUAAGUCAGCGAACAUAAACUUGGUUUCCUACUUUUCCAUUACACAGAAAAUAUUGAAGCGUACAUAAACCUAAUUCCCAUGACCAUGUAGCGGAUAGACUUAUUUUUGGAUAAAAAUAAGUCCGUGUGCCCAUGACUUAAUGCUGUGUCUGCAACUGUUGUUGAGCAAUUUGGGUCUCAACUGAUGGGAGGCCAUAGUGUCAGUGGAGCUGUUUGCACACAGUGCAUGCAGCCUCACCUGACAGGCCCCCUUCACAAAUCUAAAGGUAUGAUAGCUAGGCACUCUUACAGAAGAUGAAACCAUGUGGUUUUACACCAUCUUACACUUCAUUACCCUUAUGCACCGAGGGCAGGCUCCUGAAGGUAUUGGAUUUUUGGUUUCAGAAUUCUUCAUUCUCAUUCAAACAUUGUCAACAUGAAUGCAUCUUAGGACUACUUAAUUUUAAUAAAUGAUGGGUUAAUUAUGUAAAACUUUGUAAAAAAUAAAUAAAUAAUAAUAAUGUAAAUUGGUUCUUCAAACUAAUAUGGUCAAUUACAUAUUUUUUGGCUACACAAAUGUUGUUAACCAUAAUCAGUAAUGAAUAUUCACAAUGCGGUUGUAUGACCUGCUUUUUCCAGUUCUGUACAAUAAAAUACUGUGUGGAAAAAGUCCGACCCAACAAUGUGUGCUGAAAACUAACUUUAAUAAAGUGAGACU
Xiphias gladius (swordfish) is the source of this 2993-nucleotide messenger RNA. RefSeq names its product ras-related protein Rab-11B-like. Lineage: Eukaryota; Metazoa; Chordata; Actinopteri; Istiophoriformes; Xiphiidae. Gene Ontology annotation, molecular function: GTP binding; GTPase activity. The coding region runs from base 122 to 778 and encodes 218 amino acids. The record is from RefSeq and is a predicted model, not a curated record. Gene Ontology annotation, cellular component: recycling endosome. The transcript has 5 exons. Gene Ontology annotation, biological process: constitutive secretory pathway; regulated exocytosis.